Penicillium cataractarum is the source of this 1752-nucleotide messenger RNA. Its product is annotated as beta-catenin-like protein 1. The transcript has 10 exons. Gene Ontology annotation, cellular component: spliceosomal complex. Lineage: Eukaryota; Fungi; Ascomycota; Eurotiomycetes; Eurotiales; Aspergillaceae. The record is from RefSeq and is a predicted model, not a curated record. Bases 1 to 1752 code for a protein of 583 amino acids.
AUGACGAGUGUCGACGAGCUCUUCAAAAAGCCACUGCCUGCAGGUAGCUCCAAGCGCAAGUUUGAGCCCGUCCAGGACCCUAACGAGCUAUACAAAGCGGCAAAGUUGGACUCCAAUGGUGACGUGAGGACAAAGGGCAAGAGUGCCAUGGUGGAGGACGAAUUUGACGAUGACGAUGGCGAGGCCGGACCCGAACUACCACCAGACUUUGAGGAAGACAUCCCCGAUGACGAGGAGGGCCGCUUUUUCGGUGGUGGCAUGGAACAGAAGACUGCCCAAGCCAUGCAGUACAUUGAUCAAAAUGAGGAGGAAGAAGCUGCACCCGAGAAAUUCGAUGCAGCCUGGGUCCGCCGAUUCGCCUUGAACUUUGAGAAGAAGAUAUCCAAGAAUGCCGAGCUUCGCGCGAAAUUCGAAAAUGACCCGGCAAAGUUCAUGGCCUCCGAGGCUGACCUCGACACGGAGAUCAAGGGACUAUCAAUUCUGUCGGAGAAUCCUGAGCUCUAUGAGGAAUUUUCCAAGAUGGGCUGUGUUGCCUCAUUGGUCUCGCUGCUCUCGCACGAGAAUGCGGAUAUUGCCAUCGACGCCAUCCAGAUCAUCAGUGAACUAACGGAUGAGGAUGUUGAGGCUGAACAGGAGCAGUGGGAUAGCCUGGUUAAUGCCAUGAUGGAUUCCGACCUUAUCGAACUCUUGACUCAGAACCUCUCUCGCCUGGAUGAAGGCGCAGAGACCGACAGGACUGGUAUUUACUACAUUCUAAGCGUUUUGGAAAAUCUAUCUUCCCAGUCCGCACUCGCAGAGAAGAUCGGAGAAGAUGCUGCCGUUUUGCCUUGGAUUCUAUCGCGCAUACAGCAGAAGGAAACCCCGGUCUCCCAGAACAAACAAUAUGCCGCAGAGAUUCUGGCAAUUCUUCUGCAAUCUUCACCUAAGAACCGAGAGAAAUUUGUUGCUCUUGACGGUGUCGAUGCUCUCCUUCAGCUCCUCAGCCAAUACCGGAAACGGGACCCAGCUAAGGACUCCGAAGAGGAAGAAUACGUGGAAAAUCUCUUUGACUCUUUGGCUUGCCUUGUAGAUGAUGAUGCUGGUAAGGAGAAGUUCAUCGAUGCAGAGGGCAUUGAACUUGCUCAAAUUAUGCUCCGAGAGAGCAAGUUUAGCAAGCCCCGAGCUCUUAAGAUUCUCGACCAUGCCCUUGGUGGUUCAGGAGGUGGCCCAGCGCAAGCCAUCAAUUUCCAUCCUUGGCAUACCCUGCACAUGACUAACAUCAAGCAGCAAGAGGGUCAGAAUAUCGAGCAUCUGCUAGGUAUCUUUGCUUCCCUUCUCCGCCUCCUGCCUGGUGGUUCUGCUCCUCGUAUCCGAGCACUCGCCAAGUUCAUGGAGAAGGAGUACGAGAAGAUUGAGAAACUCAUCAAGUUGAGACGGGACUAUGCUGCCCGUGUGUCUCCCGUUGAGCAGGCGAUUGAAAAGGAACGCAAGGGUCUUUCACAAGAUGACCAGGAAUUUAUGGCUGGCGAGUGGUUGUCACGCCGGUUCGACGCUGGUCUGUUCUCGUUACAGACUAUUGAUGUUAUUCUGGCAUGGCUCGUCGCCGAAGAUGACGGCGCCAAGAAAAAGGUGGUUUCUCUCCUGGCAGACCGGGAUGAGGACCUUUCCCUAGUUCGGAGCACUCUGCAAGAACAAUUGGAAGGACUUGGAGAUGAGGACCAGGGCCAGAAGGACUUUAAGGAUAUGUUGAGCACUUUGCUGCAGUUUGUAUGA